Messenger RNA from Trichoderma gamsii, 405 nucleotides. RefSeq lists its product as hypothetical. The coding region runs from base 1 to 405 and encodes 134 amino acids. Lineage: Eukaryota; Fungi; Ascomycota; Sordariomycetes; Hypocreales; Hypocreaceae. The record is from RefSeq and is a predicted model, not a curated record. The transcript has 4 exons.
AUGUACGCCUCGGUCAUCAUUUACACUCUCGUCGCCCUCAGCGGUGUCAUGUCGUCUCCGGUUCAAGAAGAGGUUGCGCCCCGGGCCAUUGAGCCUCGCAUGCCUACUUUCGCCGACAUCCCGUUUCCGAGAUUCCCGAGCCACAACAAGCACCAAAAGGACAAAGGCAAAGGCAGUAAUAAAAAUGAGGCCAGUGGCUGCAGCCCAGACACAAACACUCAGUUGAACGCCUGUUCUGCUGGCAACCCAUACUGCUGCAGCAGUGAUGGUAACGGUGGCCAUGUCUGUGCCAACACUACUGCAUGCGACCAAAAGGUCAUUUGCUGCAACAACAACAACGGCUUCCAAAUCUGCAUCGGCGAAAUCGACUUUAACAUGCCAGUCACCAUCAACAUCUAUGAGUAA